Molecule: messenger RNA, 1528 nt
Organism: Micropterus dolomieu (smallmouth bass)
Lineage: Eukaryota; Metazoa; Chordata; Actinopteri; Centrarchiformes; Centrarchidae
Product: forkhead box protein B1-like
Exons: 1
Coding region: 1-936 (311 amino acids)
Biological process (GO): anatomical structure morphogenesis; cell differentiation; regulation of transcription by RNA polymerase II
Molecular function (GO): DNA-binding transcription factor activity, RNA polymerase II-specific; RNA polymerase II cis-regulatory region sequence-specific DNA binding
Source: RefSeq, a predicted model, not a curated record
AUGCCUCGCCCGGGGAGGAACACGUACAGCGACCAGAAGCCUCCGUACUCCUACAUCUCCCUCACGGCCAUGGCCAUCCAGAGCUGCCCGGAGAAGAUGCUCCCCCUCAGUGAGAUUUACAAGUUCAUCAUGGACCGGUUCCCUUACUACCGGGAGAACACGCAGCGGUGGCAGAACUCCCUGCGGCACAACCUCUCCUUCAAUGACUGCUUCAUUAAGAUCCCCCGCAGACCGGAUCAGCCCGGUAAGGGCAGCUUUUGGGCUCUGCACCCGAGCUGCGGCGACAUGUUUGAGAACGGGAGUUUUCUGCGGCGCAGGAAGCGCUUUAAAGUGGGCGGCAUGCAGGCCACGGACCCGCUGGCGCCCAGCAAGCCGCAGCAGGACGCGGCCCACUACCUGCAGCAGCAGGCCAAGCUGCGGCUCAGCGCGCUGCACGCCGCCGCGCACCUCCCGCAGAUGACGGGCGGGUACAACCUGAGCCCGGUGUCCCAGCCGUCCAGCUUCAAACACCCGUUCGCCAUCGAGAACAUCAUCGCCAGAGAGUACAAGAUGCCGGGCGGGCUGGCGGCCUUCUCCACCACCGGGUACCCGCUCCACAGCCAGCUGACCCCGGCCUGGCCGCACAUGUACGGCUCCGGGAUGAUGGACACAGCGGCCCCCAUCUCCAUGGCCACCGGCGACUACUCAGCCUACGGCGUGCCGCUCAAGUCCAUCUGUCACGGGGGCCAGACUCUGCCCGCCAUCCCGGUGCCCAUCAAACCCACGCCCGGCUCAAUGCCCGGCCUGCCGGGGCUGCACACGCACAUUCCGGCCUUCCUCGCGAACUCGCCCCAGUCUCUGAGCCCCACCUCUCCGCAGACAGCCACCGGCCAGAGCAGCCCCGAAGGACCCGGAGAGGUGCUGUCCUCCUCGGCCUCCGCGGUGGCGGUGCACUGACUGGACUCGGACUCUGUUCUCUUUUUAUAAAAUAAAAUAAAAACUCUCUGAAAAGGGGAAAAUGACAAAGUUUCCUCUCCAGGACAGAUGCUGGGAUGUGGUUUAAUUAUUAGGAUUUUUUUUCUUUAUUGUGUUUUUAUUUCUGAAAAGAAAGAAAUUCAUCCAUCACACCUCCAUCAUGCAGAGAAACAGCAGGUUGACCUCUGACCUCCGGUCAACAACAACAGGCUCAUUACAGCCUGAAGAUUUUCCAUAAUUAGUUUUCCCUGUGAGUCAGUGUCAGAAACUAAAAUCCCAGUUUCUGUUCCUCCACAGCAGACUGCUGCUCCCGGUCUGAUCGGGUCUGACAAAUGAUCCAGAUCUUUUGUGUUUGCAGCCUUUUCUCCUCAAAGUGAAAGAGAACUCUUUAGAUUAAUGACUUUUUAAAAGAUUUUAGGCCUCUCUGCUGUUUCUUUUCUGGCCCCCAAAACAAAAAGUUAAACUCAAAAGGAAGAAAAAUGUUUUGCACUUGCAGAAUUUGUCUUCUGAACAAAAACUCAACUAUAAAAAUGCAAACAAGCAUUUAGUGAACCAAAUAAAUACCCAGUCUUUU